This is a messenger RNA of Rhodamnia argentea, 897 nucleotides long. RefSeq names its product beta-1,3-galactosyltransferase pvg3-like. Gene Ontology annotation, cellular component: Golgi membrane. The record is from RefSeq and is a predicted model, not a curated record. Bases 1 to 897 code for a protein of 298 amino acids. The transcript has a single exon. Gene Ontology annotation, molecular function: hexosyltransferase activity. NCBI's taxonomy places the organism in Eukaryota, Viridiplantae, Streptophyta, Magnoliopsida, Myrtales, Myrtaceae.
AUGAAGCAAAGGAGUAUCUUCCUAGUCGUGUCGAUCACCUCCCUCGUCUUCAUCAUCUUCGUAAUCUUCUUUGCUCUGUUCGAUGCCCCGAUCAAGUUCCCGAUUAUGGCUCCGUCUGAUAACAGCUUUAAGCUCACUGAACUGCCGGCUACAACAAGCGGUGCUCCGUUCAGCCUCCUCAUCGGGAUUCUGACGAGGCCGAACAAUUUCGACCGCCGCCAUUUCCUUCGGCUAGUGUACGGCAUCCAGUCGUCUCCUGUAGCCGAAGUAGAAGUCAAGUUUGUGUUUUGCAGCGUGACCAAUCCCGAGCAGAAGAUUUUCUUGGCGCUCGAAAUCCUGAGAUUCAACGAUAUAAUCAUCCUUAAUUGCACUGAGAACAUGAACUACGGUAAGACCUACACGUACUUCUCCUCGCUCCCCGACAUCCUUCCAAGGCGCUUUGACUACGUCAUGAAAGCUGACGACGACGUCUACAUCCGGCUGCCGCAGUUGGUGUCCUCGCUUCAGCCGCAGCCAAGACAGGAUUUGUACUACGGAUUCGCGCUUCCCUGCACGAGCAUGAAUCCGCACGAGGGGUACAUGUCCGGGAUGGGGUUUGUAUUAUCCUGGGAUCUCGUUGAUUGGAUUGCUAAAUCGGAAAUCCCUAAGAAUGAUAUUUUUGGACCGGAGGACAAGUUGGUCGGAAGGUGGCUGAACGCGGGGAACAAGGCAAGGAACAGGUUCACAAGCAAACCAGCAAUGUAUGACUAUCCAGGAACCAACGGAAGGUGCUCUCAUGAGCUGGUGCCAUACACAGUGGCGGUUCAUAGGCUCAAGAGAUGGGAUCAGUGGUUGCAUGUGCUUGAAUUCUUCAAUGUUACCAAAGACCUAAAUCAGUCAAAACUUUAUAAUUUGUGA